ACAUUAGGAAUGAAUUGAAUGAGUUUGCAGUAAGAUCCAAAUGCAGAAUGAUUUAAAUAAUUACAUAAAAUAAUGGGAAACAAUACAAAUGAAAGAGCUUAACUACCAAGGAGAGGGUAGACACUUGGACCAGGUGAGAACAGAAAAGUAUAAAUUAUAUGGUAAGACUCCAACAACAAUACUGAUGUAUGACAAGACCUUGAUGUCAAAAAUAAAUCCAGAAAUAUUAGGAAGAAAACACAAAUGAAUCAUGACAAUAAUUGAUAUGACUUGACUUGUGAGAUUUUGUUUAACAAUGACUGGAUUCAAAUAAGUCCUGCCUUUUUUAAGUCAAAAGACAAAUGCAAAUGUUUUACAUUUACAUUUGUCUUUUUCCCUCUCCAGACAAAUUAUUAGGUUCCCAAAGAUUCAAAAUGGCAAAGAAAAUAAUAAUAGUGGCCCUUGCAGUGCUGCUGUUAGCAUGCCUCGCCACAUUUCUGGGUGUUUUCUUUGGUCUGAAGAAAGACAGAGCGAAUGGCUCCUAUAAGGCAGCAGUAGCAGCAGAUGCAGGCCCCUGCUCAGAGAUUGGCAGGGACAUUCUGCUGAAAGGAGGAUCUGCAGUGGAUGCCUCAAUAGCGUCGCUGCUAUGUGUUGGAUUAAUGAACGCUCACAGUAUGGGCAUAGGAGGAGGUCUUUUCUUCACCAUCUAUGACGCAAAAACUGGGAAAGUUGAGGUAAUCGAUGCAAGGGAGACGGCCCCUCAAAAUGCAACAAAGGACAUGUUUGGAAACAGCACAGAAUUGUCCCGGAAAGGAGGGUUGUCCAUUGCUGUUCCCGGAGAGGUUCGGGGUUAUGACAUGGCCCACAAACGACAUGGCAAACUGCCCUGGAAAGAUUUGUUUCAGCCAAGCAUUGAACUUGCAGAAAAAGGAUUUCCACUGGGCAAGGCGCUGGCAAACGCUAUUGAUAGAAACAAGGAACUCAUCGUGAACGACACAGCCCUCUGUGAAGUGUUUUGUGCAAAAAACGGCGGCGUGCUGAAAGAAAAUGACAUCAUUAAAUUCACCAGGCUGGCAGGAACAUACAGGAAAAUAGCCGAGAAAGGAGCAGAGGAGUUUUAUACAGGACAACUGUCAGAUGAGCUUGUGAAAGAUAUUCAGGAUGCAGGCGGCAUCAUCACAAAGGAAGAUUUGAGGGAUUAUAAGCCUCUCUUGGAUGAAAGCCCUUUAAGGGUGAAUGUGGGGGAGUACGCCAUGGUUGUUCCCAAUGCCCCCGCUAGCGGCCCUGUGCUAUCGCUGAUAUUAAACAUCCUGAAUGGAUACAACUUCAGCGCAGACAGUAUGGCGACCAAGGAGAAAAAGAUCCUAACUUUCCAUCGCAUUGUGGAGGCCUUUCGCUUCGCUUAUGCAAAGAGAACUUUGCUUGGAGAUCCAAAGUUUCUCAACAUUGAAGAUUUGAUCAAGAACAUGACCUCCUCUUCAUAUGCUGCCAUCGUGCGGGAAAAGAUUACAGAUGAUACCACACAUCCCAUGGAUUACUACGAGCCACAGUUUUGGCUUCCUGAAAACCACGGGACGUCUCACCUGUCCGUCGUUUCAGAGGACGGGAGUGCGGUGGCUGCCACCAGCACCAUAAACCACUAUUUGGGCUCAAAAGUCAUGUCAGGAUCUACAGGAAUCAUUCUUAACAAUGAGAUGGAUGACUUCAGCUCACCAUACAUCAAUAAUGGGUUUGAUGUUCCUCCAUCCCCAAACAACUUCAUCAUUCCAGGGAAAAGGCCGAUGUCGUCUAUGUGUCCAACAAUCCUUUUUGACAAAAACAACAAUGUCAAAAUGGUAGUCGGAGGUUCAGGAGGAACAAAAAUCACUACUUCAAUCGCUCAGGUGAUUCUCAACGCGCUCUUCUUCAACUUCGAUGUUGAUAAAGCCGUCUCAGACCCAAGGUUACACAACCAACUAAGUCCCAACACCACUCAGGCGGAGCCUAAGUUUGACAAAGAAAUCGUGGAUGGUUUGGCAAAGAAGAACCAUGAGACGGCGUUCCUCACAUCAUCAGGAGCCGUGGUGCAGGCUGUGGUGCGUCAUAAAAACACGCUGUUCGCCAAGUCAGAUCCUCGUAAAUGGGCGUACGCUGCCGGGUACUGAGGCCAUAAAUCCUUUGCUGAUUAUGACGUCCCAGUAACAGUUUGAACUUUAACACUUUUCACACAACAUUAGAGACCAGAGAUGAUGAGUUCAACGAAGCCAAACGACCUUCGUCAACAGACUGACUCAGCGGAUUUUGCGUGUACUGACUUAUGUUUGCUGUUUUUUUUUUUUUUUUUUUUUACAAAAUAGCACUUAUGUUAAUUCUAAUCUCUUCUUUAUUUAUAGACAAUUUAAUUUAUUAGCAACCAUUUUUUGAAAAUGUAGUGUUAUAGUUUUGUUCUAAUCCAGUGUAAUUUAAAAGUUAUUUGUGUUCUUUCUGGUACCACUAGCACUACUGAGCUGAUGUCGAGCUGUUUUUGGUUGUUGAGCAGAAUUGUAAGAAAAGGAAUAACAAAGGGCUCAGACUGUAACAAGCCGUUCCAGGAGAAAAAAUAAUGGCCACAAUAAUUUCCUAACACCCAGAGUGCAGCGACCUACAAUGACCUUAUCUCAUUAUAUUUGCUGCUUCCUCUUACAACUAUGUCUUUCAUUGCCUGAACUAGGAAGUAUUAGAAAGUGCUCUUAUCACUUUUAUUUUCUUCUUGAAAUCAUAAAGCUUUACAAGAAUACUAUAUUAUUACAGUAAUUACUGUAAUAAUUACAGUAGUAAUACUGUAAUUAUUACAGUAAUUACUGUAAUAAUUACAGUAGUAAUACUGUAGCAAUUACAGUAGCCAUGGCAACGCUGAAGAAUUAAAGAGAAUUUAACCAGCCAAUCACAUGACUCUAUCCCAAUGGAGUCCUUAAUGGCGGGCAUUUCCAAUCCAGAUGUUCAGCAGAACCUCAUGAUCUAGCUCUGGAUGGAUAAUUGUUUUUUACAUCUUCAUAACUGAAUGUGUAAGUUAUACUGUAAUACUGUAAUGCUGUAAUACUGUAGUAAUACUGCAUAUCAUGGGCCUACUGUCAAAGAAAUAUGCGAAGGUAACAUAGUUACUGAAGGUAACAUAGUUACUUGAUUAUGCUGUAAGAUGGCUGUUAGGGAAUCACUAUGAGAAAAUCCAUAAUAUUGCAUAAUAUCCAUAACUUUGACAUAAUACUGAAAUGAUAAAUAGUUGGGAACAGUGAAAGUAAUGACCUGUCACUAUUUGUCCAAUGGUGCUACUGUGGUAAAGGUUUUGGGGGCACUGACAUCAUUUUAUGUGAAUAUUUUUUUCUCUUGACUCCAGAGCAAAGCUCUCACAGAAUAUAUAUUUUUGUUGUUUAUUGACUAAAAGUAUGUGUUUCUUUUAAUAGCCCUGGAUUGUUUUCUAUUUAGUAACCAUCAAGGUCGGCUCACAUGAGGAGCUACUCUGGUUUCUGUAGCUACACAUUCCCACGAACAUUUCUCAGAGCUGAUCUGGACACGUUCCACUGGGAGGAAGAUUUGGGGCAGACCCAGGACUAGAUGCAGCUCAUAUAUCUCUUGGCUGACCCCAGAAUGAGGCCCCCAGCAACAGCAGAAAAAAGGCAGCGGGAGAGAGAGUGAAAGCUGCACAGAACUGCUGACUGUUCCCAACACGAAGACUUUCUUACUCUAACUUGAAAAGCAUGGUGACAAAAGUGAAGACAUGAUUGUUAAUCGUGAAAGGAGAAUAUUUAGGAUAUAUUUUGUAGUAAUAAAUAAACCUCUGUGAAAUCA
Messenger RNA from Gambusia affinis (western mosquitofish), 3783 nucleotides. It is a transcript of the gene ggt1b, whose product is annotated as gamma-glutamyltransferase 1b. Lineage: Eukaryota; Metazoa; Chordata; Actinopteri; Cyprinodontiformes; Poeciliidae. Gene Ontology annotation, molecular function: glutathione gamma-glutamate hydrolase. Gene Ontology annotation, biological process: regulation of inflammatory response; regulation of immune system process; glutathione catabolic process. The transcript has 12 exons. The coding region runs from base 342 to 2123 and encodes 593 amino acids. Gene Ontology annotation, cellular component: plasma membrane. The record is from RefSeq and is a predicted model, not a curated record.